This is a messenger RNA of Aureobasidium pullulans EXF-150, 727 nucleotides long. Its product is annotated as retrieval of early ER protein Rer1. The record is from RefSeq and is a predicted model, not a curated record. Gene Ontology annotation, cellular component: Golgi membrane. Gene Ontology annotation, biological process: protein retention in ER lumen; retrograde vesicle-mediated transport, Golgi to endoplasmic reticulum. NCBI's taxonomy places the organism in Eukaryota, Fungi, Ascomycota, Dothideomycetes, Dothideales, Saccotheciaceae. The transcript is spliced from 4 exons. Bases 38 to 610 code for a protein of 190 amino acids.
CAAGAUUCAGCCCGACUCGCAUCGUCUCCGUCCCAUCAUGGACAGCCCCGAACCCGAUACGCCCUUUGCGGCCGUCAGUGCCCAAACAACAAGAGCUGGAAUGCUCUACCAAUCCUACCUGGACAAGUCAACACCUUACAAGACAUACCGAUGGAUUGGAACUGGUGUCGUCUUCCUGAUGUUCGGUCUGCGCAUCUUCCUGGCUCAAGGCUGGUACAUUGUCGCAUACACUCUCGGCAUCUACCUUCUGAAUCUGUUUCUCGCCUUCAUCUCGCCCAAGUUCGACCCUGGUCUCGAGUCCGCCGAGGAUAUGGAGGAGGGCAGUAGCGGAGACCUUCCCACAAAGUCGACCGACGAGUUCAAGCCUUUCGUGCGCCGCCUUCCCGAAUUCAAGUUCUGGCACACUGCCACCCGCGCCGUCGUCCUUGCCUUUUUGUGUUCAUGGAGCGAGAUUUUCAACCUUCCCGUCUUCUGGCCUGUCUUGGUCGUCUACUGGUUGAUUCUCGUUGUUCUGACCAUGCGCCGCCAAAUCCAGCACAUGCUGAAGUACAGAUACGUGCCAUGGGACUUUGGCAAGAAGAACUACGCCGCCACCAAGAACAGCAACUGAUUUCACGCAACUCAAGACAAUACAAGAAACCACAAAUGUCGCAUUAAUGUCACACGAGCUCGCACCGCUUUGUAUUAAGAAAAAAGUGAUGCAUCGACUCUUUUACGGGCCACGAAG